Balaenoptera musculus (blue whale) is the source of this 6345-nucleotide messenger RNA. It is a transcript of the gene EPB41L3, whose product is annotated as erythrocyte membrane protein band 4.1 like 3. NCBI's taxonomy places the organism in Eukaryota, Metazoa, Chordata, Mammalia, Artiodactyla, Balaenopteridae. The record is from RefSeq and is a predicted model, not a curated record. Gene Ontology annotation, cellular component: cytoskeleton; plasma membrane. Gene Ontology annotation, biological process: cortical actin cytoskeleton organization. The coding region runs from base 360 to 4379 and encodes 1339 amino acids. The transcript is spliced from 27 exons. Gene Ontology annotation, molecular function: structural molecule activity; actin binding.
AUCGCAGUGGAAAUCCAAAGGCUAACGCGAUUGGCAACGGUCUGGAGGCGUCGUCCCCGAGCGCGACCCUGCGCCACGAUGGAGAAGGCAGCCGCGGCGCGACGGUCCUGAAGUCCCGCGGCGCCCCCUCCCCCGCGGCCGAGCCUGGCCGGGCGCCGUCCCUGGGCGUGUGCCCCGCCGCAGCCCGCGGAGCCUCCGUGGCUCCUGAAAAAGGGGGCGGGGAGCGCGGCGAGCGGCCCGAGUCUGCGGCUUCCUCCCCACGCCCGAUCCUCCGCGCAGCGCCCAGAGGACGCGCGCCCGAGCCCGGUCCCUACGCCGCAGCGCGCCCGGGCCCCCGGCCCAAGCCAGAACAAUCGACCAUGACAACCGAAUCGGGAUCAGACUUGGAAUCCAAGCCGGAGCAGGAGGCCGAGCCCCAGGAGGCGGCGGGACCAGAGGGUCACGCGGGAGCACAGCUCGGGGCGCAGCCAGGAGGCGAGCCGGGCACUGAGGAGCAGCCCCAGGCACUGGAGCAGUUCGAGGAGGCAGCAGCGCACAGCACGCCCGUGAGGAAGGAGGUCACUGACAAGGACCCGGAGUUGGCCGCCGGACCUUCCAAACAGCCCGAAUAUCAGCAAUUCGAAGACGAUAAACUUUCUCAGAAAUCAUCUAGCAGCAAACUAUCUCGAUCUCCAUUAAAGAUUGUCAAAAAGCCUAAAAGCAUGCAGUGCAAAGUGAUACUUCUGGAUGGAUCAGAAUAUACCUGCGAUGUAGAGAAACGCUCCAGAGGCCAAGUGCUGUUUGAUAAAGUAUGUGAACAUCUGAAUUUGCUAGAAAAAGACUAUUUUGGGCUUACAUAUCAAGAUGCUGAAAACCAGAAGAAUUGGUUGGACCCUGCUAAGGAAAUUAAAAAACAGAUUCGAAGUGGUGCUUGGCACUUUUCAUUUAAUGUGAAAUUUUACCCACCAGACCCUGCCCAGCUGUCUGAAGAUAUCACCAGGUACUACCUCUGCUUACAGCUGCGCGAUGACAUCGUGUCUGGCAGGCUGCCCUGCUCCUUUGUCACCCUUGCCACGUUGGGCUCGUACACCGUCCAGUCAGAACUGGGAGACUACGACCCAGAUGAGUGUGGCAGUGACUACAUCAGCGAGUUCCGCUUCGCGCCAAACCACACAAAAGAACUAGAAGACAAAGUCAUCGAGCUGCACAAGAGCCACAGAGGAAUGACGCCCGCAGAAGCAGAGAUGUAUUUCUUGGAAAAUGCCAAAAAGCUCUCCAUGUAUGGGGUGGAUUUACAUCAUGCCAAGGAUUCUGAAGGAGUUGAAAUCAUGUUAGGAGUGUGUGCAAGUGGUUUGUUGAUAUAUCGUGACCGACUACGCAUCAACAGGUUUGCCUGGCCAAAGGUUCUAAAGAUUUCAUACAAACGGAACAACUUUUACAUUAAGAUCCGGCCGGGAGAGUUUGAACAAUUUGAAAGCACCAUCGGGUUUAAGCUGCCCAACCAUAGAGCGGCCAAGCGUUUAUGGAAAGUGUGUGUAGAACACCAUACAUUUUUCAGACUGUUGUUACCAGAAGCACCUCCAAAGAAGUUCCUUACCUUGGGUUCCAAGUUUCGUUACAGUGGCAGGACACAAGCCCAAACCAGAAGAGCUAGUGCAUUGAUAGACCGCCCAGCCCCUUACUUUGAACGUUCUUCCAGCAAACGUUAUACCAUGUCUCGCAGCUUGGAUGGAGCCUCAGUGAAUGAAAACCAUGAAAUAUACAUGAAGGAUUCUGUGUCUGCUGCAGAGGUUGGUACUGGCCAGUACAUAACAACAAAGGGCAUCUCUCAGACCAACUUGAUCACCACUGUGACUCCGGAGAAAAAGGCAGAGGAGGAGCGGGACGAGGAAGAGGACAGACGGCAAAAGGGCGAGGAAGCCACACCAGUCGCUGCCGUACGGCCCGAGGGAAAGCUCCCCGAGUCCUUCCCCUCUCUUCUGGAUGACGAUGGCUACCUGUCUUUCCCCAGCCUUUCCGAGAGCAACCUCCUGCCCCAGAGCUUGCAGCAUUACCUCCCCAUCCGCUCACCCUCUCUGGUGCCCUGCGUCCUCUUCAUCUUCUUCUUCCUGCUCUCCGCCUCCUUCUCAGUGCCAUACGCCCUCACUCUCUCCUUCCCUCUGGCUCUGUGCCUCUGCUGCCUGGAGCCCAAGGCGGCCUCCUUGAGUGCCUCACUAGACAAUGACCCGAGUGACAGUUCAGAGGAAGAGACCGACAGUGAGCGCACGGACACUGCGGCCGAUGGGGAAACCACCGCCACUGAGUCGGACCAGGAGGAAGAUGCAGAGCUCAAGGCACAGAAUAGUCUGAUUAAGCGAAUAAAGGGUGAAAAUGUGUAUGUCAAACAUAGUAAUCUUAUGUUAGAGGAGCUAGAUAAAACCCAAGAUGACCUGAUGAAACAUCAGACCAAUAUUAGUGAGCUGAAAAGAACCUUUUUAGAAACCUCCACGGACACUGCUAUCACGAACGAAUGGGAAAAGAGGCUUUCCACCUCCCCUGUGCGACUAGCCGCCCGGCAAGAGGAGGCACCCAUGAUCGAGCCGCUGGUAGCUGAAGAGACCAAAGAAGAAAGAGAGAUUUCUGAAAAGGUUCUAUUUUUGCAUCAAGGAAGCUCUCCAUUCUUUGAGUCUCAGCCGAGUGUGAUAAAGAAAAUUCAGGAAGGAGGCUCUGUGGUUACCUCUCGUCAAAUCAUUUUCCAGAAAACUGUCCCAUCGACCCUAGAGGGCACAGAGGACUGGGUUAUUGUAGACAAAAUACCCACUGAGGUAGUUGAUGGUGAUUCGAAAAAGACUGUGACGUACAAGGUGGUGACCGCGAGCGGUAGAACUGAUGACAUCCCCACCGACUUGUUAGGAUCUAGCGCCACUGAAGUUCAGAGCUUCGAAGACUUGGCCCGAGAAAUGCACUUGAAGGAAGAGAACAAACAGAAAAUAUACACACUCGGAAAGUCCUAUGAUACCGUGUCCGGAAAAAUUGUCACUAUGACAGGAAAAGUCAAAGAAGGGGAGAAGGUGUUGUCCCCCUCCCCUCUUGAGCCGGGACUAGCCGAGUCCGUGAAGACCCCCCCUGUCCUGGCAGAGUUCGAGGUCCUGGGAGCCCUCACCGAGGACAGGACCAGCAGGGGGCCUGAGGUCCACACUCCAAAGCGGAGGCCGUCGGAGUCGCUGGCCCCCAUCAGGGAAGCCGAGUCCCGGCAGCAGAGCCCCGAGGACGAUGCUCUGGAGAAAAGGCACGCACCCGGGAGGGAUGCCAGCCUGGAGGGCGAGCGGCUGGGCAGAGCGGAGCCCGAGGCCGAGGCCGAGGCCUUGAAGGUGGGGCCCUCCGGUCCCCACGGGAAGAGCCUGUCCGAGUGGAUAUACUCCCAGGAACCGGCCGUCACCGUCGCCACCACCCGAUACGUUGUCACAGAGUCGGCCACGUCCCAAGUCGUGACUAAACAGUCUUCUGGAGAAAAGCUCAUGGAUGGCUCUGAAAUCUUCAGCUUAUUAGAGUCUGCGAGAAAACCGACAGAAUUCAUAGGCGGGGUUACUUCCACUUCUCAAAGCUGGGUGCAGGAAACGGAAACCAAGACGGAGUCUGGCAAAAUAGAGAUGGAAACAACCCAGCGCCCCCAGCCACUUAGCACCGAGAAGGUUGUGCAGGAACCGGCAUUGGUGGAGGAAAGACAUGUGAUGAAUGUGCAUGCGAGUGGGGAUGCUUCUUACGCAGCUGGAGAUGACAUGGAUGCUGUGACCCAGGCAGCAUCUGCUGAUGCUUCUGAUGGGAAAGGGAAGGAGAUCUCUGCUCUGACUGAGGGAGCAAAGGAGGAAAAAGGGGAGGUGGCCGACAAAGCUGUCCUCAAGCAGGGAGAGAUGGCAGCUGCUUCCCAAGAGCCAGAGGAGGAGCAGAGUGCAGCCAUCCACGUUUCUGAAGCUUUGGAACAAAAACCUCAUUUUGAGUCAUCAACUGUGAAGACAGAAACCAUCAGCUUUGACAGUGUUUCACCAGGAGAAGUAAAGCUAGAAAUUUCUACCAAGGAAGUGCCUGUGGUUCACACAGAAACCAAAACCAUAACAUAUGAAUCAUCACAGGUCGAUCUUGGUGCUGAUUUGGAGCCAGGUGUGCUCAUGAGCGCACAGACGAUCACAUCUGAAACCACUAGCACCACGACCACCACCCACAUCACCAAAACUGUGAAAGGGGGCAUUUCAGAGACGAGAAUCGAGAAGCGAAUCGUCAUCACGGGAGACGCGGAUAUUGACCAUGACCAGGCACUGGCUCAGGCAAUUAAAGAGGCCAGAGAGCAGCACCCUGACAUGUCAGUGACCAAAGUAGUGGUCCAUAAAGAGACAGAGAUCACCCCUGAAGAUGGAGAGGACUGAGCCCAGGAAUAACCUAGGCUGCACCUGAAGCCAGUCAUGCAAACCAUUAUGAAAAACCAGAAUCUAUAUGGAGUUUCCUCUUCUAACCCACUGAUUUGUAUCUGCCCAUGGACAAUUUCAAUCCAGAAGAACUGACCUUGACCAUUUAAUAAAGACACUGGCAGAGAUAUUCCCAUAAUAAAGCAAUCUGAGUCAGCAUCACUAAACUGAUAAUGCAUGAAGCAACGAUACAAUUACAAAGCAAGCAGCAUUUUUACGUUUCACACAGUGUCUAAGUUCUCAGCUACACCUGCACGUUCAUAACCAACAAUAGAAACCGUGAUCUCAUGUAACACAUAAAACAAUCCAUGCCUUUCAUAGCUGAUUAUUAUUAAAGUCUAAACAAAAUUGCAGUUUCUUAGGUGACAGAUCUUUUGUUUACAGAUCAACAAAGAUUACCCUAAACUGCUAGAAGCUGUCUAGUCCAGUGUGUCAGGUUUUUCCCAUAUUAGAUGUGCCAAUAACCGAGUUUAUUCAGUAAACAACUUGAAUCUUGUACUUGUCUCCUCUGGUUUAUUACUCUCACCUGUCAGCAGUAACGACUCUCCGAUCCUCUGGAAAUAUUUAAUGCUCACACUCCUGCUUUGUGUAAUCUAAUUUAACCGUUAUAAAGUAGUACUGACUUUAGCAUAUUAAUGUGAUUUCUUCCCCGUCGUCCGCUUUGGUCUGUGUUCAGUCUGGAAAGCUUCCCAGAGUUCCCUAACAAGUCCUAAAUAUGUAAAUUGUCAUUAUUUUGGAAAGAAAACCUGUAUUUUUGUUAGUUCACCGUAUGAUGAAAUUUCACUCCGGGAAAACCCGUUGGGCUUCUGUUGCUUUGUUUUCUUUCUUCAUUUCUUCGUCCUUGUAUUUUUUUAAUGGAUUUUUCUUCUUUUACUUGAAAAAAAGUGUUUUAUUUCCAAAUCUGGUCCAUAUUUGCAGUCUAGUUCAGAGCCAAGCCUUAAACUGUACAGAGUUUCCACUGUAAUAAAACUAUUUAGUGUUUAGUUAUAAAUAGCCUUCAAAAAGUUAUAUUCUCCAUCUCACUGUCAACCGCAUCGCACAGCCAUGGUGAAUGUAUGUUUCCGCAUAGCAAAAUAAAAAUGGUAAAUGCAUUUAAACCUCUUAUUCUCUAAGUGUACUACUUUCAGGAUUGUACGUGUUUGGCCCAGAGCUAACAUUUGCAUGACAUCAAAGGCCUCAUUCAUCUUCAGGGUAGAGAGAGCCUGUCUUUUUCCAGGAGAAAAAGUGUAGACAGAUGGGGAACGAAAUACGUGUAGAUAAAUGGUUGGUUGCCUAUGCAGGCCUUGAAAAGUACAACUAGUAUCACAGAAUCUCACUUUCAAAGUUUUCGUUUUUCUGUUAGAAGACAGGCUGUGCUAUAAUCCCAGUGUUUCUGGGGGCUUUUAAUCUACCAGAGAGACACCUCUGUCUCACAUCCUCUCCAGAGACGAGCAGGUUGGCAGCUGGGUCUGCAGGGCCGUGAGUGUUUCUGCAGCUCACUGACAUCCAGCUGCUCGCAUGCCGGGGACUAAGAAUCAGCCUUUCCGUUACCAACCGCCCACCUAACGCCUAAAUGCAUUCGCUGGCAUUUCUUACCUCACUUCUGGACUUUGAAAAAAACUCUAAAAAAAAUGUUUUAUUCUUCCUCAGAAAAUUACUAGAUUUGACCACAGAGCUUAGUUUUACUGAGGGAGUCAGAGUCUUAUCAUUUAUCUCUGAAGGAGUUCUCAGUUUGUCCUUACUGUCAGUACUAAGUAUUCAUUUUAGGAACUGAAGCAUCAUUUUCAUUGUGUUUAAAGCCAAUCCAAAGAAACGUGUUGAGAAAAAUUAACACUUUAUUGAUAUGAAAAUUAACCCUUUAUUGAUAUGCCUGCAUCUGAUAUGCUUACUUUGUGUCCAAAAAGUUCACUCUUUUAUUUUUCUAAAAUUUUUAUUGAGGUAUAAUUGA